Molecule: messenger RNA, 6128 nt
Organism: Poecilia latipinna (sailfin molly)
Lineage: Eukaryota; Metazoa; Chordata; Actinopteri; Cyprinodontiformes; Poeciliidae
Gene: rab42a
Product: RAB42, member RAS oncogene family a
Exons: 2
Coding region: 967-1767 (266 amino acids)
Biological process (GO): Rab protein signal transduction
Molecular function (GO): GTPase activity; GTP binding
Source: RefSeq, a predicted model, not a curated record
UUGAUCUCCUCUGGCAGCUUUAACAGCCUCCAGUCUGAACCUGCAGCCUCCAGCUCAGCCUCCUCUCUUUAGGCUGUUUGCUCCGUUCUUCUCCAUCAGGUUGGAUGGAGACGUCUGUCAGCCAUGUUCACCUCUCUCCAGAGAUGUCAAUCAGAUUCAUGUCUGGACUCUGGUUUGGCCCCUUCAGGACGUUCACAGAUUGGUUCUGAAGCCUUUCAGAUCUGGAUCAUGUGCUUUGGGUUGAAAUGUCGCCCCAGUCUGAGGUCAGGAUGCUCUGCAGUGGGUUUUCAUCCAGGAUGUUUCUGGCGCUCACACCAGACAGUUCAACUUUUGUCUCAUCAGACCAGUGAAUCUUGUUUGUCCUGGUCUGAGAUCCUUCAGGUGCUGUUUAGUGAACUCCAGACUGGUUGCCAUGACACUUUUAUUGAGUGGCUCUCUGGCCACAGAACAUGUUGUCCUUCUGGAAGUUUCUCCUCUCUCCAUAGAGGAACACUGCAGCUCUGACAGAGUGACCAUCAGGUUCUUGGCCUCCUGACCUGAUGGCUCAGUUCAGAAGGCAGCGGCUCCAGGAAGAGUCCUGCUGGUUCCAGACUUCCUCCAACUGACCAACAAUGGAGGUCACUCAGCUCACCAAGCAGAAACUGGACUUUCCAAAUAAUAAAACACAGCAGUAUAAGGUAUCGCCAACAUUUAUUGCCAGUAAUAGUUCGAUCUGCACGUGACCACCAGAGCAGUUUUAAUCUGGGGGUGACAUCAGUCUUCAGGACCGCGGACAGCUCCGGCUCUGAGCUCAGAGGUUUACCAGCAGAGGGGGAAUAAAGAUAAAGCAGUGUUAGCAUCAUGCUACAGGCUGCAGCUGGUUAAUACUUCAUUAAUACGCUUUGUUAACAAGCCGCCUGGCUCGUUCCGUCCCUGCUCCUGUUUCCGGUCUGUGUCUGUGGAGUGGAGCAGAGGUAAAGCUGUCACAUGAUUGCUGCGGCCGCUCAGCAGCAGCAGCAGCCGGAGCUCCGUGGAAAACACACGGCUUUGUUUCCCACCCAGCACCCUCCCCCCCACCCGACACACACACAACACCUCCUCCACCGCCGCAUCUCUGCCUCUAGUCAUGCCAUGGAUACUUUGUGGCAAUACCAGUUCCGAAUCAUCCUGCUGGGGGACUCCACCGUGGGGAAGUCGUCGCUGCUGAAGCGCUUCACGGAUGGGAUUUACAGCGACGUGGCGGAUCCCACGGUCGGGGUGGAUUUCUACGCCCGCUCGCUGGACAUCGAGCCCGGGGUGAAAAUCAAGCUGCAGCUCUGGGACACGGCCGGACAGGAGCGGUUCAGGUCUAUCACAACAUCAUACUACCGCAACUCUGUUGGGGGACUGCUAGUCUUUGACCUCACCAACCGCAAGACCUUUGACCAUGUGAAAGAAUGGCACAAGGAGGUGAGCGAGCACAUCCUUCCCCACCACAUGGUCUACAUUCUCAUCGGCCACAAGAGCGACCUCAACAAGGACCGCAAGGUGAGCCGGGAUGAGGCCGAGCAGCUAGCCGCCGAUCUGGGAAUCCGCUACAUCGAGACGUCGGCUAAGUGCAACAGCAAUGUGGACCGGGCGUUCGAGCUGCUGACCAGAGAUAUCUUCGAGCUGAUGAAGAUGGGGGAGAUCGUUACCCGUGAUGGCUGGGAUGGCGUUAAAAGUGGCCUCACUGCAAAGGUCCUCUACCCGGGCGACGACGAAGAGGAUCUUGCGACUGCUUCCCCAGAGAAGGGCUGCCACUGCUAACUGUUGAUUCUUUGUGUUCAUAAACUGUCCCAUCGCACUGAGAUCUCACCUCGUCUUGCGGCCGUCCAUAGAAACCAGACCACUCUGGGUCAGCACCCUGUGAUGUAGCCACUGUUCCUUCCUUACUUUGUGACUUGUGCCCUUGUCUUUGUUUGGGUCAUUCUAAGAGCUGGGAUUAUUGCCAGGAAAUGUGCAUUCCAGUCUUAUUGGCAGGUGGAAUCUAUGUAGUGAGGCAUAACACCAGGUGCAUAGAGCCUUACCCAAUGUGAAAAACAGAACCUAGCCAUAUGCCCUUCUCUCAGUACAGGAGCAAACGGACUUAUGAUUGUAAGGUCUACCUGUCAAAGUUCGUGCAAUGUUUUGCCUACACUCUGUUGUAACUCUCAUAGAUAAUAAAAACUAUAGAGAUGGUGUGCAAAGAGAUCACAGGAAGCUGUUGGAGUUGAUAGUGUAAAGACACACAGCAUACUGCAAUAAGUGUAAAUCAGUGUGCUGCUCCUCCUGUUAUUGUAAACUGUGUGCACUAACACCAAACUGAUUUUAAACCUUUAAUCAUCUUGUAAAUAGAUGCAUACCAUCAGAAUCUGAGGAUAUUUGUAGUUAAGAUGUUUACAUACAGAUAGACCAUGGUACUAAGAUUAGUGGUUCCAUUUAAGGCAUCUGUAAAUAACACUAGUAAUAAGAUGGACACUAGAGGUGUUAAUGUCUCACUAAGAAUUGCUUGAAUUGGUAAAGGAAAAUAAUUUCUUAUUUUUUUUUCUAUAAGCAUUCACUCACUUAGGGUAACAUUGAUAAAACUGUAACAGCUUUAUUGGGAAAGAUGACACUGAGAGAAAACUGGAAUCAUGGGAAAAUUGUGAGAGAUGCUGUGAGACUAGUUGUUCCCACCCACUGUGUUAACUGGGAAAAACUGAAGGUUUGGAACGAUUUUCUGACCAGUUUCAUCUUACAAAAACACAAGAGUAAGUAACUCAAACAAAAACUUCUUCAGCUCUCUUUUAAGCCCUUUCUGAAAGUCACAGUUGAAAGCGAAUGGCUUUAUAGGGUGUAGUAACUUCAACUUUCCAAGUGGAGGCACUGACAGUGUUAGGUGGGUGAAUUCCUCAUUAGGCUUCUCCCCUUCACACCCUCAGUGAAACUUGUUUUCUGUCACUUGUUACAUGACUACAAAACUUUUCCUUGCUCUACUUAUUUUUAAAGUUUUUCUUUCAACCAUCAUAAAAUUAGCACAUCUUUUGCAACAUUCAAGUUGUAAGUCAAAUCUUACAGCGUAGAGAUUAGAUAUCUUCUGUGGGUGGAUCUACACAGAAGAUACUGGACAGCUAUUGCAUAACUAGCUUCUACUGAACCGCUCUUCUCACAGGAAUAACAUCACGCAAAGUACAUAAAAAGCUGUUAUUGUUUCAGCUUUGCAUUCUAACAAAAAACAUGCUUUAGGAGCCGUGAAAACUGUAGAUCUGAAAAGGUCUUUCAGUGCCAACCUGGUGUUUCCCUUUAUGCCACCUUUGAGUUUUCAUGUCGAUAACCACAAAACAUUUAGCUAAAGACCCUGACGUCAUUACCCCAGCUCUAACGCAACUCUCAACCUCAAGAACAUAAACAUGUGACCUUCAGGUUCAUUCCUCUGUUUUGGGUGUUUUUUGUCAUGGCGGUGUUGCACUGCCGCCUGCAGGUCUGGCAUGGUUACUGCAGUGUUUUAGAUAAUUUUCAUGACUUGAAAUAAUGUCAUGUUCAUCAGAUUUUUUUUUAAAUCAACCUAUAUCUUGAUAAGGUCUAAGAUAAUAUUUGAUGGUUCAUUCAGGUCUUUGUCAGUGACUGCUAUUCUGAGCUAUUCUUUGAACUUGCUUGCGUUUGAAAGUGAUUGGUGCAUGUUUCCAAACAAAAGUCUGUCCACUGUGUUCUUCCUUUUAGUUUGAUGGUCUAUCUAACAAUGACUUUUAUGGGAUCAAUUAUUUUAACUUUAGCUUUAAGAUAACAUAUUAGCCAGCCAGCUACCAAAUGAAAAGGGUUGUUUUCUACUGCUUUUUGUCUUUUGCAGACUUCUGAUAUAUGACAAAUAAGUGUGCUAGUAUACUUCUGGGUCAAUGUCUCCAUGUGUGAAGCCCAGGUAAGAUGUCUCUGCUUCAAUUCUUCAAGGUAAAACAGACAAGAAGCUUUCUUAUAGUGUGAAGUGAACACAUUCAUCUUGUUAAAUCUUGCAAGAGGAAAAAUUUAAAUGUUUCAUCAACAUUUGAAAUUGUUACUAUUAAUGUAUUCUCAAAAUUCUCAAAACCCAAACUGUGUCUCAUUAGUCAAGAGAGAAGAUUAUUUUUGCACCUUAAUUGUAGAAAAAAUAUGUAUUUGUUGGGAUUCUAAAUUAUAUUCUAAAGUAUAUAAACUUACUACUAAAGUUACUAGAGGUGAACCAAUCACUCAGCCCUGAUUUCCCUCAUUUUCAGAGAUCAGUGAUCGGCUGAUACUUACAUAUGAAGCUGAUGUUGUCCUCUGAUCUUAUCUACCUGGGUAAAGGUCUAAAAAUCAGUCACUGUUCUCUUACUCUGCCACAAGAGAGGUUUGACUGUCAGACUGACCCACCAUAUCAUGUCUGCAUGUUUGCAGUUAAGAAUAGUUACUUUACUGUUGCCAACUCAGCGACUUUCUUGCUAUUAGAAUUCCCAGGUCAUUGGCAAUCUGCGACCAGCAAGAAAACUGCAAUCGGUGCAUCCCUAAAAGUAACCCAAAACUCAUGACUAAUUUAGCCACCACACUUCCUUCUACAAUGCCAUACUUAGCGAAGAGUGAAAUGUAAUUAUAACAAAGCAUGACAUGCAGUCUUCCCAGGUUUCAGAAUUCUUUUGGACUAAAGAGGUUUUAAACAGCCUGAUAACCCAGAACUCUUAGGAAUUCACUCGUCUUCACCACCUACUAAACCUCCACCACCAAACACAAGAUUGCCAGACAUUUAUUCUGUUCUAUAAUAUAGAAUAUUUAGUUAAUUCAGCAUACAAUAUGUGUUAUAGCACAGUGUAAUAUAAGGACGAUAGUAUGCUACAUCUGCAGCAUCCCUUUAUUUUUUACUCUUACACUCAAAUUCACUUUUCUAUAUAUUUUUGUUCAUGCAUAUUAUAUACAGUAUAUAUGUUCUGAGUGCACAGGAAGACUUUAUCUUACAGGUUCUUUGCCUUGAUAGAUUCAAUUUAAAUGAGUAUUUCUGACUAUGCUCCAGUUAUUACCUUUUUCCUUGUCUCCUCCUUUAUACAGGGUCAAGCUGCUCAUGAUGAAUAACAUGCUGUCAUUCUUUACUGACUCCAUCGUUUCAGUCUGCUGCUCUUUUUACCCAACUUUUCAAUUUAUUAACCACAGUAGAUAAAGAUCAUGCCUUUUUAACUUCGAAGGAUGAUCAAAUAUUAUUUCUGAAAGACUUCAUUUUUGAAUCAAAUGCCUCUUUAGCCACCAAUGGGAAUCAACUAAGAGUAACAUUGAAAAUAACGUCUCAAGUCAUAUUACUAUAUUAGGUGUGAUGUAGGCGAUGCAAAUCAUUGUCACUUUCCACUGCAAACCCAGCUUCUUUUGUCACGUAAUAUGUAGAAAUAAGUUACGUUUUUACAGAAAUCUGCAUGUUUGGCUUUGAAAUGUGAUCGGAGAAUAUUGUUGCCACUCAUACGUAUGUGUGGGGGUUGAAUCUAGAGCUAGAGGCAGCCUUACUUUGCAGCAUGUAUACUAAGUCCAAGGACGAGUACUGGAGAAAAAGUUGGAAAAGCAUCUGCUAAGCCAUGCUAGUUAGGUUUUGAACUACACUUCAUUUUCAAACUGAUUAGGCUACAUAUACAUAUUCAUUUAAGAUCAGCUUAGUUAUACAGUUAAUAGGAUUAACUAUUAACUGUAUAGCUAAUAGUUAUACAGUUAAUAUAACUGUAUAACUAAGUUAUACAGUUAAUAGGAUUAACUGUAUAACUACUAGCUGAGGAAUCAGUUUAGGAAGUGAGAACAAGAAAGUGGCUCAGUCAGAUUUUGCUAAGGCUAGUUUAGCACAGCUGUUGGCUAGGAGUAUUUUUUCAGAUUCUAUUAUGUCACUUUAUUUUAAAGUUGUUGUUUUUUUCUGGUAACAAUCACAUGUUUCUUAAUUAGUCACCAAACUUUAUUUUCAGUUUGCACAAGGCUUUGAAGAAGAGAAAAUGUUAAGAUUCUCAUAUGUUGUACAAACUGGUCUAAAUCACUUUUCAUGAUAAAGAAAAUGCACUUGUGGAACUAAAUCACAAACUCUUCAGAGGUUAGAAUUCAUGACUUUACUUUUUUUAAUUUGUUACUUAAAAUAUUUUUUUGGGGGUGAUGUAAUGUCAGUGACUGAUAAAAGAAUAAAUAAAUAGAUGUUCAAUAUAUCA